AUGGCACCUAGUCUAACCUCGACUUUAAGACGCUUUGGAUGCUUUGUACCUAGUAAAGGACCAAAAUCAUGGAAGGUUUUUGAGCAAGGACCCAGUGGACCUCCAAUUAUCAUGACCAUGUUUGAAUCUGGUCAUCUGCUGGUGCUGCGAGGGCAAGAGACCUUGGGUACAAUCUCUUUGAACGAGGGCUCCAAUUCUCUUAAGGUGCAGCACAAAAAUGAUAACCUGAUGUUUCGAUUUACAGUAAAGGGGGAGAACUGCAUGAUGAGGAUGCAGUUUGCUGGGAGCAGCACAGCAGAGGCCCUAAAUCAGUGUUCAAGGGCUGUGGAAAAGUUGAUGGAGUAUGUUCCUGUCACCGCUGUGGAAGUUUCUGCUACACAUCCAAAUCAGCCCCCCACUGAGGACCCACCAGCUGCACAGCAGUCACGUCAAGAAGAAACUGGGCAGGGAGAGGCUGGAGCUGUCCAAGGUGCUGUGUCCAUCAGGCGUCUAACCCAGCACUUCAUGGGAGAAGCUCCUCUGGCUCUCCCCAACAUAUAUAGGCACAAUUCAUUUGCAUUAGGUGAUAUGGAGGCCUUCCUGCGUGUGUGUCUGCUGGAUCCCAGCUUCCCUGCGUUUGUAGAGAAGGUGCAGGAGGAACUGGAGAAACUGACUGAAGAAUGA
Cyprinodon variegatus (sheepshead minnow) is the source of this 663-nucleotide messenger RNA. It is a transcript of the gene rec114, whose product is annotated as REC114 meiotic recombination protein. Bases 1 to 663 code for a protein of 220 amino acids. The transcript has 6 exons. The record is from RefSeq and is a predicted model, not a curated record. Lineage: Eukaryota; Metazoa; Chordata; Actinopteri; Cyprinodontiformes; Cyprinodontidae.